Bipolaris sorokiniana ND90Pr is the source of this 1986-nucleotide messenger RNA. Its product is annotated as glycoside hydrolase family 18 protein. The record is from RefSeq and is a predicted model, not a curated record. Gene Ontology annotation, biological process: carbohydrate metabolic process. The coding region runs from base 1 to 1986 and encodes 661 amino acids. The transcript is spliced from 9 exons. Gene Ontology annotation, molecular function: chitin binding; hydrolase activity, hydrolyzing O-glycosyl compounds. Lineage: Eukaryota; Fungi; Ascomycota; Dothideomycetes; Pleosporales; Pleosporaceae.
AUGAAAGGCCCAAAGCGCGUGCUUGCUUUUGGGGGUUCGUAUUACAUCUUUCGCGAGGGCGUAAAGCCAGAAAACCUGGAAGUACUCGCUAACAAUCUCGCAAAGUUCAUCAAUGAUCAUGGACUGGAUGGUAUUGAUCUGGAUUGGGAGUACCCUGCAGCACCUGAUAUUCCAGGAAUACCAUCCGCCGAUCGCAUCGAUGGCAAGAAUUACCUCGAGUUUCUGAAGCUGCUCUGUAACAAACUACCAACGUCUUUCUGGUGCCUCAAGCCAUUCCCUAUUGCUGAGAUUGCGAAAACGGUGGACUAUAUCGUAUAUAUGACCUAUGAUCUGCAUGGCCAAUGGGAUUACAGCAGCCAAUGGGCUAACGUGGGUUAUCCGAAUGGGAAUUGCUUGCGUUCACAUGUCAACUUGACUGAAACCCUCAACUCACUAUCUAUGGUCACCAAAGCUGGAGUGCCAAGUAACAAGUUGAUUAUUGGCAUCUCAAGCUACGGUCGAUCUUUCCGAAUGACCGACCCUUCCUGCACUGGACCGCACUGCACUUUUGUCGGUCCCUCGUCGGCUGCUACCAAAGGAGAAUGUACUGGCACACCAGACUACAUUUAUAAUGCUGAAAUUGAUAAGAUUAUUGAGAAUGGUGCUGGAGAGACAUCGUUUGACAGAUUCGCUGAUUCCGACAUUCUUGUAUAUGGCUCCGACUGGGCAGCAUAUAUGUCGGAGACAACAAAAGCCAGGCGAACUAGUCUAUACAAAAGUUACAACUUUGGCGGUACCACCGAAUGGGCUGUUGAUUUGGCUAAGUUCAUACCAAACUCUGGCGGCGGUAGCAACGUGCCUGCGUUACCACAAGAAGGCGAGGAGUGGAUGGGAAUUGACUGUAGCCAUAAACUGGCUAGAGACGAAACUGCCAAUCCCAUUCAACGAUGGAAUCAGCUCAAAUGUAAAGACGCAUGGGAUUCUGCAAUUCAUGCCUGGAAGAAUAGGGCUCCAGGUGGGACGGACCGAUUUGUAGUGUACGUCAGCAGCUACCUGAAGGGCCCACCAGAUAUGGUGUGGCAGAUUAACGCAGAAGAAAAUGAAUUUUAUAAUACAGUUGAGUGCAGUAACGAACAAGGCAAAACUCCAGUUGGAGUUUUGAUUUUGCGGAGUUUCACGAAAUUAAGCAAGGGGUUCUACAAGGGAGUAGAGAGCGCUGGCAACACAUUUGACCUGACUAUGGAGGAUUUUGCCGACACAUUUGCUCCAGCACAAGAAGCCGAUGGGUCCACGAGUGACUAUAUGCUUUUCUCGGUACAGGUCUGGGAAGUUGCCAUGGCGGGUGUCGACAUGGGAAUGACAGCAGCAGCAAAGGCAACCGAAGAAUCGACAGUCUUGGAGCCGAUUACCAAGGACUUGGGCGUUGCACUUAGCGCCAUAACGGUUAACUGGAAGAGGCUUGUCAGCAAGACCGUUACCGACACAUUUUUGGGUACUGACGAGAGUAUCGCAUAUCUGACGACAAUGAUCAACGAGAACAAACUUCUCCACACUGAAAUCCAGGCGGCCGUCGACAUAGAAAGGAGUGCUCUUCGUGCUCUUUGUGCUCUCUAUGCCUACAUCAUACCCAUGCGUGAACAACAGAAACCAUUUCCUGUUGAGUCCCGAGGGCCAUUUAAUCAAAUGCGUGCCCUGGGGCAGCAAGGAAGUACGAUGCGAAGAACUCCCCAUGUCGCUGUAAACGGGUAUGAAGGGCUCGGUGAAUCUGGCGAACUGGGCCAAGAGAAAUGGGGUGGGAUAACGAGGAGCGAUAUCAUCAAAAGCACCCUCACCUGCUACGCCAUCAAGCAAAACCGCGAUCUCGACCGACCGGCCGACGUAGCCAAUCCCGGUGGGCGAGAGCAGCUCCGGCAGCAAAUCAAAGGCGGCGACAUCGUGUCGCUUCCGGGCGUAAUCCAGAUUCCCAAAUGCGGGCAAAAGGAGAUUGCGCAGAACUGGCGCGAGUAA